AUGACUUCUGUUAAAACUGAAAAUAAACAAUUAAAACAAACUUUAGAAGAACAUGGUGCCAGAUUUACAAAUCUAGAACAGAAAGAUAAAGAAAAAACCAACCUUAUCGCUAAACUUGAGCAGAACGAUAAAGAAAAAACAGAUCUUAUAGCUAAAUUGGAAUAUGAUAUUUCACUAAUCAAAGGACAAGACAAGAGUAUGGUGUGUAAUCAAAUCAUUACUAAUGUUUCGCAAGAUGUAGAACCUGGAAUCUCUGAUUUAUAUCCUGACAUUGACAUAUCUAAUAUUAAAUCUAGUAUUCCUUCCGAGCAGAAAAAGAAACAAGGUUUAAUACAAGAGAUUUCAACAUCCAUUAAAGAUCAGAAUAAUAUAACUAGAAUUUCACAGAACAAUUUUAAAGAUAUGGUUAAAGAUUUUAUGGCUAAUGAUAGAGUUGGAGAGAAAAAAGCAAAAGGACAAGUAUACGAUUUUAUUAUUCAACAAUUUCCUAACACAAAGUGUGAAAACUUAUACAAGCAAACACAAAAAGCAUUAAGAGUUUAUAACUUAUUCGAGAAAAUAGGAAUGAAUAAGAUUCA
This is a messenger RNA of Dentiscutata erythropus, 578 nucleotides long. The record is from the annotation of a GenBank genome assembly. NCBI's taxonomy places the organism in Eukaryota, Fungi, Glomeromycota, Glomeromycetes, Diversisporales, Gigasporaceae.